Protobothrops mucrosquamatus (brown spotted pit viper) is the source of this 972-nucleotide messenger RNA. It is a transcript of the gene ALX1, whose product is annotated as ALX homeobox 1. Gene Ontology annotation, molecular function: RNA polymerase II transcription regulatory region sequence-specific DNA binding; DNA-binding transcription activator activity, RNA polymerase II-specific. Gene Ontology annotation, biological process: positive regulation of transcription by RNA polymerase II; negative regulation of DNA-templated transcription; embryonic skeletal system morphogenesis. Lineage: Eukaryota; Metazoa; Chordata; Lepidosauria; Squamata; Viperidae. The transcript is spliced from 4 exons. The record is from RefSeq and is a predicted model, not a curated record. Bases 1 to 972 code for a protein of 323 amino acids.
AUGGAAUUCCUGAGCGACAAAUUCGGCCUCAAGAGCCCCCCGGCGGCGGCGGGCAAAAGCAGCGAUUUCUACCUGGCCUCCGGAGCCCCUUUGGAGCACGUCAUGGAAGCGCUGGAGGGCGGCGAAGCCUUCUACGCCAAAGGCGGCGGCAAAUGCCUGGGCCAGGCUGCCUACGCGCCACACGGCCGGCUGGAGAGGACUUCCCCGGUUAGGGACGGCUCCGUGAAUUUUGGGAUUACGAAAGUUGAGAGUCAACCACUGCACUCUGAGAUGGGCAGACCGCUGGACUCUUGCAGCAACCUCCGAAUGUCUCCUGUGAAAGGGAUUCCGGAGAAAAGAGAAUUGGAUGAACUUGGUGAUAAGUGUGACAGCAAUGUUUCCAGCAGCAAGAAGAGAAGACACAGGACCACUUUUACCAGUUUACAGUUGGAAGAACUGGAGAAAGUGUUCCAGAAGACACAUUACCCCGAUGUUUAUGUCAGAGAGCAGUUGGCUCUGAGAACGGAACUUACUGAAGCUCGAGUUCAGGUCUGGUUCCAAAACCGAAGAGCAAAAUGGAGAAAGAGAGAACGUUAUGGACAAAUCCAACAAGCCAAAAGUCAUUUUGCUGCCACAUAUGAUAUAUCUGUUUUACCACGAACUGAUAGCUACCCCCAGAUUCAGAAUAAUUUGUGGGCAGGAAAUGCAGCUAGCAGUUCGGUGACUUCCUGCAUGCUUCCACGGGAUACUUCCUCUUGUAUGACCCCUUAUUCCCAUUCUCCUCGGACAGAUUCUGGGUACUCUGGCUUUUCAAAUCAUCAGAGCCAGUUCAGCCAUGUUCCCCUUAAUAACUUCUUUACUGACUCUUUACUUUCUGGAACUAAUGGACAUGCAUUUGAAACCAAGCCAGAAUUUGAACGGAGAUCUUCCAGUAUUGCAGUUUUACGAAUGAAAGCCAAGGAACAUACUGCUAAUAUUUCUUGGGCUAUGUAA